CAGGCAUAAGCUCACCAAUUCUGUUCAUUCCAGUAAAGAAGCGGAAGGCUGUUUCUCCUGUAGCUUCUUGGUUCAUCCCUGGUCCCGCACAUCGUCCACGGGGUCUUGUUCUAGGUAGGUGGUACUGUACUUGUGGCCUAGUGUACCUAACCUAAGGCAGGCAGGUACUUUACCGUCCCCAUCUCCCCACGAUUCAUCUUGUACCGCGUUCCUAGCAGCAAAUCCUUUCGGUGUGGUGUCCUGCGUCCAGCGGCCAGCGUCCAGCGUUCCCAGUCGUGGUGUCCAUUUUGCUACUAAGAGACUCCACCGUCUCACCUCCCUAUCCCCCACGACCAUCUUCCACUUCUUCUUUCCCUUUUUCCCUCACACACACCCCCCGACUCCGCCAUCCCACCCAGCAUCUCUACUGCUCUUCGUCUUGUUCGACCUUACAAUUCAUUCUACCUAUUAUAGGUACUGCUCACCCACCGCUUCCGAGUUGUCGAACACACCAAAUCUCCACUCUUCUUCUUUUUGUGUUUCUGCUGUCAUCUUUGCCAUCUUAGUUGGCAAGAUCGGUGUUCUCGUGGACCUGCUUUCUUAGUCACCAAAGAUACCAACUACCUACAACAAUCCCCAACGAAGACGACGAUUUACGAAACCACUCGCCCAUCACUCUGAAGAGGACCCAUGAUUCAUCUUUAUACAAAUACUCAACCAACCGCGCGCCCGUCCAGAUUCAUCAACCGAGCCUACCAGCGACGAAUCUAAAGAACAGCAAAAAGCCAGCGCCGGAGCCCCCGAGAGGCUGACCUAGUCAACGCCAGUAGUCCGCCUUGAGUUGCCUAUCACCGGAUAAAUCACCAAGAAGGAACAUCUAAACGUAGAAAACAGAGGGAACCACCGCCACCAUGCCUGGAAUAUUACCCAUGAAGGUGAUCAAGGUGGGCACCAGCUCGCAAAGCCGCAUAGCACAGGCCUGCGACCGGUGCCGGAGCAAGAAGAUUCGUUGCGAUGGAAUCAGGCCGACAUGCUCGCAAUGCUCCAACGUGGGCUUCGAGUGCCGCACAAGCGACAAACUGAGCCGUCGCGCAUUCCCCCGCGGCUACACAGAGUCUCUCGAGGAGCGCGUGCGUCAGCUGGAAACUGAAGUCAGGGAGUUGAAGGACUUGUUGGAUGAGAAGGACGAAAAGAUUGACAUGCUGUCGAGAAUGCACGGAAACCACAGCCACACGACCAUGCGCAGCCCUUCCGUCGCGACAUCGGCGCAUUCACCCGCGUCGGCAUCAGACGGAAGAAAGGAUGCCGGGGCGCCGGCCAAGGAAGAUACUUUCCGCGUGCAGGCGUCGCCAUUAUUACUGGGUGUCGAGAACUCGGAUUCAUACUUCAUGGGCCCUUCCAGCGGCCGUGCCUUUAUCGAGGCUUUCAAGCGCAAGAUGCAAGAAAAUGGCAAGUCAUGCUCGGAUUUCAACCCGGAAGCAUUUUUGCAUAUCCAGGGGUGCCAUCCCUUGACACCAAAAACGCCUGAUCAGUCACUCAAAGUGCCGCCGCGUUUGUUCUCAGAUCGCUGCGUCAACGUUUACUUCCAAGAGUGGGCUCCCUUAUUCCCAGUCUUGCACAAGCCGACAUUCCUCCACAUUUAUGAGGAGUUUGUAUCAGACCCGGAAAAGGUGAAGAAUAACCACAAAAUCGCCCAGCUGUACCUUGUCUUUGGCAUCGCGGCAUUGGGCAGCGACCAGCCCGAUCUCGAGCAGAUCGCGGCGUGUGAGCAACAAUGGCAGCGAGCUGUCGAGGCUGUCCUUAUGGAAAACACCAUGGUCACCCUGCAAUGUCUCGAGUUGGCUCUGCUGUACUGCAUCGUGAGAGCGGAUUACAAGCGCUUGCAGCACUACAAGGGCAUUGCGGUGGGUUUGUCCCACCGCCUCGGCCUCCAUCAGAGCCAGAAACGCUUCUCCUUCGGCGCGCUCACUAUCGAGACCCGUAAGAAGGUGUUCUGGACUCUGUACACAUUGGAUUGCUUCUCUGGUGCCAUUCUUGGACUGCCGAAACUGCUCAAGGAGGAUGAGAUUCACACUGAGUAUCCUUCAGACACAGACGACGAGUACGUCACAGAGAAGGGCUUCCAGCCAACGCUCCCUGGCGAAUACACCCGCUUGUCGAGCGCGCUCGCCCUCUUCCGCUGUUGCCGAAUCCUAGCCAAGGUGAUGGAGAAGAACUAUCCCGCCGCCACUUCUCACGAGUUGUCGCUGCAGUCAAUGUCUGCCAUGGAGGCUGAGCUCGACGAAUGGAACGAGUCACUCCCGACACAUCUCAAGCUUACCUUUAAGCAAGAUAAGCCUUCGACCGAUGUAACCGGAAGCCGGUCGCCAUUGCUUGCUCUUGCCUACUACUACACCAAGAUCCUCAUCUACCGUCCUGCCGUUGGCUCCUCGCUCGGUCGCAAGGCCGCGCCUGCUUUGAUCUCCAUCGGCGAGUCCAGCAAGCACGUUGUUCAGAUCGCCCAACUGCUCGAGGAGCGCAGCAUGACCUUCUCCUUCUGCCUCAACAAGACGGACACUCUCGUUCUCUGCGGCAUGACCCUCAUGUACCAGAGCUUCGAGCUCAAGCCGGAAAGCAAGAUGCUAAAGGACGUCGAGCGCCUCGUCAACAGCGUCCUCCAUAUUCUCACAAAGGCCAAGGCACCUGGCUCCUUCGAUCUCAAGCGUGUGGCCGGUCUGCUCAUUCGACUCGACGAGCAGAACCUGCCCACUCCGCCACAAGAGACAUCCGAGGCAUCCGCGUCCAUGCCCGCACCGCAAAGGGCUUCGCCGCCUGCGCCAGCGAUCAAGAAGAAGUCUCCUCAACGGACUCUGGGUCGUCUUCCGAGUGCCGCUGCUAGCGAGAGUGACUUGAUUCAGCAACAGGAGAAGAUGCGCCGGAUGACCAUGCCUAGCAUCCAGAAUCGCCCAGAACUUUACCGUUCCCGUUCGAAGCCGUCAUUUGACAACUUGCAACAGCAACAGCAGCAGCAAGACGUCCCCGCACGGCGAGAUCAGCGUCUUUCCAUGUCACAAAUCACCAGUCGCAUCCGCACGUCCUCCAAGCAGAACCUCGACUAUCUGUCUCUGAAUAGCACACCAAACGGCUCAUCGCCUCCAUCGCCAACUACAGCCCGUCUACACCAGCACAUCCUCGCCGCAGCGCACCAGAGUCUUUACGCACAACAGCAGCAGCAACAACAUCAGCCACAGCAACCACAAAAGGUGUCUGGCGUAUCUUCCUCUGAAUGGGAGGCCCUUCUUGGCUCCAUGGACGGCGGCUUGAACAAUGUCUACGACGCAAUCUACGGCGGGGGUGGCGGCGCUAUCCCCAACAUGGGGGAGACGCCCGCGUCAUCAUCGACAGGGCUGGACAGCUGGAGCCCCGAUAGCUGGGACCUAGCCAACUUCAAUAUCGGCGACUUCGGAACGAACCCGGCACCGCCGCAGAGCGUCUUGAGCGUUAGCGAGGAGAGCUUGUCCUCGGGCGAGGACUUGGCGACGAGUGAUUUGAAUCUGAGCGUCAGCAGUCUGGAGUACCGGAACGCGUUGCUCGCGUCUUGUAGCGGGAACGGGAACAACGAUGGGUUGUUUUUGGAUGGCCUUGAUGGGAAUUACGGACUUUAAGCGCAAGGGUGUUUCUUGACGGCGUGAUUUGGAGGGUUUCAAAUAGCGACGGCUUUGGCUUUGUUGUAUGUAGGAAUUUUCAGGGGUUUAUAUAUCUGAACGGCCAGAUGGAAAUGGGACACCUAGCUCUUGGACAUGAAUGAUUAUCUCUUGUUAUUCUUAAAUGAAC
Colletotrichum scovillei is the source of this 3792-nucleotide messenger RNA. Its product is annotated as fungal specific transcription factor domain-containing protein. Gene Ontology annotation, biological process: DNA-templated transcription; regulation of DNA-templated transcription. The transcript is spliced from 3 exons. Gene Ontology annotation, molecular function: zinc ion binding; DNA binding; DNA-binding transcription factor activity, RNA polymerase II-specific. Bases 891 to 3623 code for a protein of 910 amino acids. Lineage: Eukaryota; Fungi; Ascomycota; Sordariomycetes; Glomerellales; Glomerellaceae. The record is from RefSeq and is a predicted model, not a curated record.